Cantharellus anzutake is the source of this 1862-nucleotide messenger RNA. RefSeq lists its product as uncharacterized. Gene Ontology annotation, biological process: protein phosphorylation. The coding region runs from base 1 to 1584 and encodes 527 amino acids. The record is from RefSeq and is a predicted model, not a curated record. Gene Ontology annotation, molecular function: protein kinase activity; ATP binding. Lineage: Eukaryota; Fungi; Basidiomycota; Agaricomycetes; Cantharellales; Hydnaceae. The transcript is spliced from 2 exons.
AUGUGUUCUCUUGGAAAUCGCCAAAGCGUUCAUGGCAUCUUGUUUAAUGGAUCGUUUGCGUCUUUUUGGUGCUUUGAUCGGGGGGGAGGGGUUUUCACUCAUGAAUGCAAUAUCGAUCGCGAUUUUCCCGACCUCAUACGCUGCCUCAUGUCUCUCUGUCUGGCUAACAACACGGAGCUGGGACUCGAACCAAUGUUUCAGCAAUCAGGCGUUAAAGAUGUUGAACUUUUUGGGUCUGUGCUGCAACGUUAUCUCGUUGUUCAGCGUUCUCUGUUCACUAUCUCCAAGACGCUGCACAUUACAUCAGAGCUAGAUGGCCGUGGAACCACUGUAUUCAAGGUGAUUACUGCCCCCGACGGGCGAACAACCGAUGAAGUGACGGAGGCGGGGGAGGAAACCGUGAUCCCAGAAGCAGCGGUGAUUAAGUUUUCAUGGCAAUCGACCUCGCAAGCCUUGGAGAUCGCUUUAUUCCGUCGCGCUCAGGAGUUCAAUGUUGAAGGAAUAGCAACGCUUUACAGGUACAGUUCUCCGCGAAAACUUUCAGAUGGGCAUCGGAAACAACUCGGUCUGAAGGUUGGUAUUGAUUAUGUCGACCGAGAACUGCACGUUCAAGUGACAGGUCCAGUUUGCAUCCCACUGUAUCGAGUGGUUGAUGAAGAUGAUUUUGCGGCUGCAUUCAAAUCCUUGAUUUCCGCACACCAUAGCUUGUAUAAGAAAGCAGGCAUUCUCCAUCGGGAUAUAAGUAUCAAUAACCUGAUGGUGGACGAGACCAACCCUCAACGUGGCGUCCUAAUUGACCUGGAUCUCGCUAUCCAAGUCCGAGACGGGGAAAGAGUGUUGGGUAUCAGGCCAUCCACUGUUGGGACUUACCCUUUCCUUGCUCUCGAUCUCUUCCGGGACGAACCCCUGACGCAGAGAUGGUAUCGCCACGAUCUAGAAUCCUUCCUCUACGUCCUGGCCUGGAUUCUAUCCCGCUUUGACGAGGACGGAAAUGAAGUCCACCAAACUGCCGCAUUCGAUGAUUGGAUAUUUGGCGAAAAGAAGUACAUAUUUCUAGCCAAACGCGGGUUUCUGAGAGAAGCGGAGCGAUUCAGACCUGUUCGUUUCAGCAGACUACAAAAAAGCUGGAUGCCUGAACUGGGAGCCCUGUUCUACAGUGGCUAUAAUUUCAGAGCGAAGUGCAUUGCUGGCCUUGUCCCUUAUGAGGACGAGACGCUCGGAGGGUUUGUUACAUUCGAGACCGUCAUGGAGCAACUCCAGAAACCCCUUCCCGAGCCUGAGAUUGACGCUACAGUUCAGCUGGUGCCAGAGCCAGGGACGAUAAUUUCUUUCAAUGUUCCAGAAAGACCGCCUCCUGCGCACCCUGGGACAAUAACAGCUAACAUUUCAGUGACCGGAUUAACACCAUGGGAAAUCUACGAUCGAUUCGACGAUGGGCUUAAAGCAGCUCUUGCAUCCAAGGAUCUGACGGAUGUGAAUGAUGCUUUGGCAAAGUUCUCAGUUCCCGAAGCGGAGAAGAUCGUCGAAUUGUUGCAGUGUUCAGAAAUUCUACGGGUGGAAGAUAGCACUCACGACGAGCGAUAAGCGGACCAUUUGUUCGUGAUCUGUGAUUCAAGAGGUGUUAUUUUGAUAUCGAAGUGCUUUGUAAUGCGGUCCCUUCGAUCGAAACACCACCGUUUGACUGGAUUGGCACCAAAUAAAAGAUAUUACAUAUAUAAUACUUCAUAUACAAGUCGCCCCAUAAGAUUACGAGUAGCUGGAUGUUAUUUGAGCAGUCCAGCGCUAUUCGCGGCGCCAGUAAGACACUCCCGGAAAGUUCUGUAUGAAAUGAUGUUGUCCGCCACGGGGUUGGAUCGCGCCUG